AUGAUUGUAUAUAUAUUAGUAUCAUUUUUAGCAGCAGUAAUAAUUCAUUUAAUUUACAGAAAACAAACUGGAUUCCAAUUUAAAAAUAAACAUGUUGUUGUUGUUGGUGGAUCACAAGGUAUUGGUAAAGAAUUAGUAUAUUUAUUAUUAAAGGAACAAUGCUCAACUGUUUCAGUUAUUUCAAGAAAUUUAGCAAAUUUAAGAUCAGUUAUUGAUGAUUGUCCAAAUGAAGUAAGUAAUGCCAAUACACAUUUAAAAAAUAAAUCAUUAAAAAGUAAAAUUGAAAUUUAUUCAUGCGAUAUUACACAAAAAGAUAAAGUUAAAGAAACUAUUAAAUCAAUUAUUGAUAAAGGUACACCAAUUGAUUGUUUAAUAAAUUGUGCAGGAUUUGCAAUUCCAGGUUAUUUUAUCGAACAAGAUGAAGAAAUUUUUGAAAGAACUAUGAAAUUAGAUUACUUUGGUUCAGUUUACACCACAAAAGAAAUUGUACCACAUAUGAUUGAAAAUGGUACAGGUGGUCAUAUCGUUUUUGUAUCAUCUACAUGUGGUUUAGUUGGUGUUCCAGGUUAUAGUACUUAUUGUCCAACUAAAUUUGCUAUUAAAGGUUUUGCAGAAACAUUAAGAUCCGAAUUAAAACCAUACAACAUUACAUUCUCUGUUGUUUAUCCACCAGAUACCGAUACUCCAGGCUACAAACAAGAAAACUUAACCAAACCAGAAGAAACCGUUGCUAUUUCAGGUGGUGGCAAAGCAGUUCCAGCCAUCGAAGUUGCCAAAUGUAUUGUCAGUGGUGUUAAAAAUGGUGAUUAUCAUAUUGCUUAUGAUUUAGCCACCAAACUUUGUGCCAUUUUGUCACCAGGUCUCACUCCAUUCUAUUACUCUUUCUUUGAUAUUUUAUUAGCUCCAGUUUGUAGACUAGUAGGUGUUAUUGCCAUGCAUCAAAACGAUUCAGAAGUUAUGAAGGCUUGGAAAAAAAGACAAAUCAAAUAA
This is a messenger RNA of Dictyostelium purpureum, 990 nucleotides long. RefSeq lists its product as uncharacterized. Gene Ontology annotation, molecular function: 3-dehydrosphinganine reductase activity. Gene Ontology annotation, cellular component: endoplasmic reticulum membrane. The transcript is spliced from 2 exons. The record is from RefSeq and is a predicted model, not a curated record. Gene Ontology annotation, biological process: sphingolipid biosynthetic process. NCBI's taxonomy places the organism in Eukaryota, Evosea, Eumycetozoa, Dictyosteliales, Dictyosteliaceae. The coding region runs from base 1 to 990 and encodes 329 amino acids.